This is a messenger RNA of Vigna unguiculata (cowpea), 1512 nucleotides long. The record is from RefSeq and is a predicted model, not a curated record. Lineage: Eukaryota; Viridiplantae; Streptophyta; Magnoliopsida; Fabales; Fabaceae.
AUGGAAAAAUGUGGGUUGGGAAUACUUACUGAGCCCGAAACGGUCAAGCUGAACGUGAGACUGGAUACACUAUGGAACCCUAGCAGAGGCGGCAGCAACAGCUCAAGGAAAUGUGAGGGAUCUGUUUUUACGAAAAGAAGUAAAAUUCUUGUCACGGCACGUGCUGAGAAAGUUGCUUCUAACAUGAGAUCUAAAGUGCAUCUCCUGAGGGAAUUACGAGGGGAUGAAUGCUUGAAUGUUUUUGAAAAACAUGCAUUAAAAGAUGAUGAUCUUGAAUUGAAUGAUGAUCUAAAGGAGAUUGGUAGAAGGAUAGUUGAGAAGUGCAAAGGAUUACCUCUUGCUUUGAAAACAAUUGGAAGUCUUCUCCGCACAAAGUCAUCCAUUUCAUAUUGGAAGAGUGUAUUGGAAAACGACAUAUGGGACUUGCCGAAAGAAGUGAAAAUUAUCCCUGCUCUAUUACUGAGUUAUCAACACCUUCCUUCUCAUCUCAAGCGAUGCUUUGCUUAUUGUGCAUUGUUUCCGAAAGAUCGUGAAUUUGACAAGAAGGAAUUAAUUUUGUUGUGGAUGGCUGAAGGUUUUCUCCAUCACUCUCAACAAAUCAAUAAUGUAGAAGAAAUUGGUGAACAGUAUUUCGAAGAUCUACUAAUGAGGUUGAAAUUUGAUAAAGGAAACUGCAUCCCCAAAACAACCCGUCAUUUUUCAUUUGCAUUCGAUGACUUUUUACGUGUCUUAUCGUUGAAUGCAUAUUCUGAGCUUAGAGAAGUCCCUGAUUCUGUUGGUGAUCUUAAACAUCUCCAUUCUUUAGAUCUUUCGAGAACUGGGAUACAAAAACUACCUGACUCAACAUGUUUGCUCUAUAACUUGCUAAUCUUGAAGUUGAACUAUUGUUCAAGGCUGGAAGAGUUGCCCUCAAAUUUACAUAAACUCACCAAAUUGUGUUUCCUGGAAUUUAAAAAUACAAAAGUGACAGAGAUGCCAAUGCGUUUUGGAGAGUUGAAGAAUCUUCAAGUACUCAGUCCGGUUUUUGUCAAUAAAAAUAAUGAAUUCAAUAUUAAGCAUCUAGGAGGGCUCAAUCUUCAUGGAAGACUAUCAAUUAAUGAGGUGCAAAAUAUUGUAAAUCCUCUAGAUGCAUUAGAAGCAAAUCUGAAAAAUAAAGAUCUUGUGGAGUUAGAGUUAAAAUGGGAGUCAGACCAUAUCCCUGAUGAUCCAAGGAAAGAAAAGAAAGUAUUGGAGAAUCUACAACCUUCCAAAAUCGUGGAAUAUUUGUCAAUAGAGAACUAUGGUGGUACAAAAUUCCCAAGUUGGGUAUUUGAUAAUUCAUUAUCAAAUUUGGUGUCCUUAAGGCUGGAGGACUGUAAAUAUUGUUUGUGUUUGCCUCCCCUUGGACUAUUGUCAUCUCUGAAGACCCUUAAGAUUAUUGGAUUGGAUGGAAUAGUGAGCAUUGGUGAUGAAUUUUAUGGGAAUAGCUCUUCUUCGUUUACAUCUUUGGAAAGUUUGGAAUUUUCAAGAUGA